GGAGGAAUCUGCUCACAGACUCAUCAUGAUGAAGCUGACUCUGUCCGUCCAUCUCAUCUGGAUUCUCCUCAGCUCUGGUAACGUCACUCUUUCCACUUUAUUAAGACAUUAAAUGAAAACCUGAAAUUAGUUUAAAAGAAGUUUUCAGAUAUUAAACGUCUUUUUUUACCUGAAACACGUCCUACCGGUCUUCUGCUGUACAGUGCGGAUGUUCAGAGAAGAGAAGAAGAAAAAGUUUUAAUGUAGUUUAAUGUAGUUUUAAUGACAGGAUAGAUCAUUUUACAAAAGAAGGCAGAUUUAGAGAAACUACAUCCAGAACUUUGCUGGUUAAAAAAAGAUUGGAAAUUUCUGUUUAGUUGAGUUCAAUCUUGAUCAUAUUGACUUUAUUCAGACACUGAUUGUGACGCCACAGCACACACCACAACAUUAUUAUUAAACCGGCAUGUCUGUCAAACUAUCAUCUAAAAGGGUUACCACAAUCAACACGAUUUGAAAACUCAAAAUAAUCACAAGUUCAAUUAUCUCCGUCUCUACAGCUGAAGCUCUGAAGUGUCGGCAGGAAGUCUUUGAAUCUUGGGAACCGAGCUGGAGAGUCCCAAUGUCCUGUGCUUCUCCUUAUCAGCGGUGUUCAGCAAUGACAACAGGUUAGAGGUGCAGGAGGGUUAAUAUGUCGUUGAGUCGUUUACUGACUCUGUUUCAGAUAACCUCUUCUACCAUAGUUUUAAUCCUCUCAUUAUUUGAGUUCAGUCAUAGAGGGGAUAAUGUCAUCUAAGCACAUCAAAGAGAGAAACUGUACGGCGCCCUCCCUAUGCUCUGCAAUUGAGCGACAAAUUUCAUUCACUCAUGGUUUAAUUAGAGUGGCUAACUCUGGUUACUGCUGCAAUACAGACGGCUGCAACAACAGAGAUGUCAAUGGUGAGUAUUUUGGCUCAUCUCCUUACUAAACCACUCUUUCUAAAAUGUUCCCUGCUAAUUACUGAUCCUCUUCUUUUCUCCAUCGCCCGUAACCUUUCUUUACACCCAGACUUUUGAAUUUCACCUUUACUUACAUGGAUAAAACUUGCAGGACUGUCCACGUGAGAUUUCCAACUCCUCGGGUAAACUUGUGUCCUUCUGUUUCAGUGCCUGAUGUGCAGACACAAAAUGGCCUGCAGUGUUUCACCUGUUCAGGUCCACAGGACACCGUCUGUGACACCAUAGUUAAAUGUGUUGGGAUUCAGGACCGCUGCUUCAAGACAGUCUGUAAGCCUCUUUAAUGCGCUCUGAAAAACAUUCAAAGAAUCUGCUGCAGUCUCCUAACAUUGUUUGUUUUCUUCUCAUCUACAGUGUCAGUGGAAGGCAAGACUGGCCCAAUGCUCGGCUGUGCAUCUGCAAACAUGUGUGAAGGCCACACUGAACUGGAGAACAGUCUUCUCUCUCUACCUUCUCAAUUACCAAGUGCACCUCAAUGUUGUGGGACCAGCCUGUGUAAUUCAGCUCCGACCUUCAAACUGAGUGUUGUUCCUGUGCUGCUCAGUCUCGUUGCUCUCUCUGCCAACUAAAGCUAAAUCUAGCAUGUCACUGAUAUGAAUGCUAACCUUAAGAACACAGGUAUCAUCUACAGGAGAGUGAAACAGCCUGGGUUAUGUUUUAUUAUUUGUGUAUUUUAGCUUAAGAAGAGAAAAAAAUGCUCUUUGAUGUGAACUGUGUUUGUAUCAUUAUUAUUUAGUAGGUGAGACAAGCAAGACAUUUUUACAAAGUCUAUUUCUGCAACAAGAGCUUUGAAGAAUCCUGACAAAAGUUUAGAAACAUUAAAAAAAAGUUGUAAUUUUAAAAUAUGACAUUUAAAAAAUGGUGAUUGUCCUAAAUCUUAUUUUUGAAUCUAACGUUGUUCCUCUGAUCCGGCCUGCAGCAGCAGGUGCCUCUGACAGCUAUUAUGGUCCUCACAGGGACCAUACGCCCUCUAGUGGCCUGUGUAGGUAUUAUCCUUUCCAGACUGUAAUUAAGGAAUAAUACUUUACAGACUUGACUGUCUCAUCUGUUGCUCAUUUCCUUGUGCGUUUAUAGUCCCUGGUUCUUGGUUUUUCAGUAAAGUCUGCGUUUUUUGGUCCUUUUCUUUGUUAUAACUCUGCUCAGUGACAGUUCUCGUGUUGUUAACCACAUAAACCGAGGCAUUAUUUCAGGAUGUCCUGAAGUGAACCAGAGUGUCACUGUUGUCUUUGUUUUUUUUUCCUCUCUUGUAUGACUUCAACUUGUGUUGAUGAGACACAAUAAGAAGUGUGGAUUUCCAUCACAUUUUGCAAACUACACAUAUUCUUCUCCUCACUUUGAGAAAAAAAGUUUCAGUGCGGUCAGGGUGUGCUGAAGCUUUUUUUCUGUGAUCACGUGUGAUGCUGUACUUACGUGAACUUCACUGAUUACUCUGCUCGGCUGUUUUCUGACUGUUAAUGGUCACAGGUUGGAUAUUUCAAUGUUUUUUGUUAUUUGUUUUUUGUGCUUGCAGCCGCUUCAAUAAAUAAAUGAAUAAAACAUAAAUCAGGUCA
Messenger RNA from Xyrichtys novacula (pearly razorfish), 2522 nucleotides. Lineage: Eukaryota; Metazoa; Chordata; Actinopteri; Labriformes; Labridae. The record is from the annotation of a GenBank genome assembly.